Molecule: messenger RNA, 402 nt
Organism: Papaver somniferum (opium poppy)
Lineage: Eukaryota; Viridiplantae; Streptophyta; Magnoliopsida; Ranunculales; Papaveraceae
Exons: 1
Coding region: 1-402 (133 amino acids)
Source: RefSeq, a predicted model, not a curated record
AUGCUAGAUAAUCUAGUGGAUAAAGCGCAAUCUGCAUUUGUGCCGGGAAGAUUAAUUUUGGAUAACAUCCUUACUGCUAAAGAGUUAAUCCAUUCGAUGAACCAAUAUACUUCUUCUGUCUUAGGAGAUUUUGCUCUAAAAAUUGAUAUUAGUAAAGCUUAUGAUAGAGUGUCAAGGAUUUUCCUAGGACAGUGUCUUAGAGCUUAUGGUAUAACUAGUGACACUUAUAAGCUCAUAAUGAAUUGUGUUGCCACAGCUUCUUUAUCCAUUAUUGUACGGAACUCCGAAAAGACAUUUUAUAAGUGGGAGAGGUCUGAGACAGGGAUGCCCUCUCUCACCUUACCUGUUUAUUUUAUAUGCUCAGGGACUCUCAUGGAUGAUUCGCAUAAUGGAAGCCAAUAG